AAGUAAGGCAGGUGAAAAACUGCAACGCCCGUCAUUCGUCCGUGUCGUUAUAUUACACAUACAUUAUGUAUAUAGCAGUACGGUAUCGAGACCAGUAGUUUAGAAGACUAAACUACCUUUAGAUCUACCUGUAUGUACAUGUAACUGUGUGUACUUAUUAGCAUUUUAUUAUUCGGAUAUAAGUAAUUUCUACGCCAAAAGUAUGGGAAAUAGCCAUAUACAGAUUUUUCAUCAUGACUGGCGGUUCCCGAACUUUGAUAUCUUCAGACAUACCACAGACUAGGACAAAGAACUGACCAGUGUAUACUUUUUGGUUUUAUUUAAAACUGUGAUACAACAUUCAUCAUGGCAAACAAGACCAAGGCUGACAGCCUGUCUGUGAGGCUAAGGAAAGAAGGCAAUGGAAUAUACACCUCUGUUACACAGGGUCUGUGUGCAGCGAUCAAACUAAGUAGGUUAAGCAAGGCAGCAAACUGCUAUUGUAGGGCGUUCGAGGCGGCCACGAAAGACGAGGAGUCGAUAUCUGCCGCUAAGAAUGCAGCAACGGCCUACUGGAAAUUAGCAGAAGUAAAAAUAGAAGAGGAUAGCACAGUUGCAAAUACUAUAUUUUACUACAAAGAGGUAUUUAGAUAUUUCUCCUAUGCAUAUAAAAAUGGCCUUUUGUGCAAUACACAAGCCUGGAACACGCAGCUUAGCUCGUCGAUUGACGGCUGUUGGUCGGACUUUACAGGAACCACGCACACGCAUUUUGACCUGGAAGAAAGGAUAGAUAUGUAUUACAACAUACUACAGGUAGUUGAAAUAGACUAUAUUAGGGGUAAUUUUUAUCUCAAUCUUGCAAGAUUCCACUUCCGGAAUGGUGUUACUGCAAUUCAGAAUGGCCAAUAUCAGCGUGGGAUGUCCGAGUUAAAUAACUGUUCUAUGCCAAUUCACGAAGCUAGGAAACAAUGUCUGGAUGCAAAGAAUGUAGGACUGGAAUGUGAUUAUCUAGAGGAUGACGUCAUUAUGCAUACGUGUACUGCGGAUGCCAUGCAAGCAAUAGAUGUUGGUGACGAGUUGUUCGAGCAGACCAUCAAAGGGGAUGAAAUGGUAAAUAUGGACAUGGUCUGGGAUGUGGUUGAUUGGUUUAAAGUUGCAGUACUGCGCACACGUGAGAGAACGGAAAUGGAACAAGAAGCUAUAGCAGCAAGUCGACUAGGCAAAAUAUAUGACAAAGUGCUCAAGAUGAAGGACAAAGCCAAGGAAUACGUGAUGCGUUCUAUUCAACUGGCACAUAGCAUGCAUCCACGAACUUUCAACUCGGAGGACUGGUUUAAAGAUGCCUCUGAAAUUUUGAAAAAGUAUCAACAUGAAACACAAGAAGAAGACGAUGCAGAAUGGAACAAAGCAAGGGAGGAGAUAAAGAAAGAUAUAAAAGAACAACUUGACGAUCUCGAAAAGGCUGACAAGAAGGGAGAUAUUGGUUUCCUUGACUAUGUAUACGAGAAAUUCCCACCGAAGAAUCCACUGCACAAGGAACUAUUCGAGGUACUAUCGAAACCAUCAGACAUAGAUUAUAGUAAAACAAAGAAACUGUAUCAGAAAGCUGUCGUGAACUACCACCCCGACAGGGCAAAUGUGGAGGAGAACGGGGUCCAAUGGAAGGUUAUUACGGAGGAGAUUACCAAGCUCCUUAACCGCCGGUACAACCGGAUGAAGGGCCUGUGAAAAGAAUAGCAAAUCUAAUUAAAGAUAACAGCAGCACACAAACAUGUGAUUACACAUGCCAUCGUUUAACUUUAGUGUAGGUUGUUUUAACUUCAAUAAGACAAAAACAUUCAAUUUCCUCUCGAAACAACCAAACUGUUUAGCCCUGAUGAGUUAUUACACAGUUUUUACACUCUGGUGGAUUGUAUCGUGUUUAUUUCAUCUUUAUUAUUUUUAAUACAAUUGCCGCUAGGUAUUUAUACUUGUCAGAAAUGAUUUAUCAAGGUAAUAGUCAAGAUGAACAAGUUUCCAAGAUUUUGUUACUAUUUUUUAAAGUGGUACGGGGAUCCUUAAAUACAGAUGCAAACACAUUUUAAAUGAAAAAUUCUUACGAUACAGAUACAUUCAAACCUGCUGAAUAAGUUAUGUUAUGGAACCCUUUUUCUGUCUUCCCGCAGGAUUUCACUUGGUAGAGUCUGUAUUGAUGACGCUAAAGUCAAGCUAUGUUAAAUCCUAAAUAUAUCACACAUCAACGUAAUCAUUGAUAUAAUUUUUAGAAUUAUGUAAAAUUAAAAGUAAAAUAAUAUAUCAAUCUACUAGUAUGCAAAUGAGCAAUUUAAGAUACAAAUUUUCAAUUCCUAGAGUAAUUUAAGAAUGUACUAAGAGUCAUUGGACGUUCACAAGGCUAAAGGUCUUAAUUGUGUACACUGUAAGAUGUUAAAGAUAGUGAGUUAUUACAUUUCCUUUAUCAAUGACAUUUAAUUUAAACUUGAUUGAUACCACUGCAUUUUUCUCAGCCUCUGGAAAGUAACGAAAAUAAUUCCACUUCCGAAGUUUUUCGACAUGUGAUCUUUCCAAUUAUAGACAAAAAUCGUAAUUUUACAAACUAUGUCAAUCUUCAAAAGACAUGUGCACAGUAGAUGGUAUGUCAAUUUAAAUUAUCCUAAUCUUCUAGUUGCCUUACCAUCAGGGUUUCGUGAAAACCUUUCUUGUGAGAUUGCUUUUCGGAUUUUGGUCACAAUUCUCGCAUUAUAUCAAUUUGUGUCCAUAUUUCUGCAUUUGUUUCAAUGAUAAUUGCAGAUUUGGAGAAAUGAUUGGCGUGUUGUGUCCUGCAUGUUAUCGUACAGGUAAUUAAUGUCACAGUCCCUGCAUAAUUAGGAGUACUCUUUUGUGUCUUUUCUAAGUGUGAUAUUAAAGAAAUUGAUCCGUUGAAUAUUAGCACAGGCUAAUCGAACUGAUGUAUUACAUAAGAUACCGAAGGUUACGAAUUAACCCCAACUCCUCCUCAAUGAUCUGAAAACGGUUUUGCUGCAGCCAAAUCAUCAAAUGCGUCCGUCAUUUUUGUUGAAAUCAUGUACUUAUUUAAUAACUUCAUAUGUUUUGAAGAGGUGCCAUAACUGAACGGCUAUUUCAGACUUAUAACCACAAACAUGAAAAGUAUGCUGUUUAUCAUUGUUAAAAAUAUUUCUAGUGUGCUCCAUUUGAAUCACCAUUCUGUCAAAUAUUACAGUUUUACUUUAUACAUAAUGUACGUAUCAAAGAAAGCUUGAUAAAGGGACCAGUAGGUCUUGAAAGAUUACGACACGUUUAACAACAACAAUGUUUGUGUAUAAAGUCAAACGUAGACAUAACAUAUUUCCAAAUUGAUAAACCUUAUCAAAGCACCAUUCUGCCAAUUUUAAUAAAUAUCAUAGCAUAGUGUUUUGGUUUUAUCUUAUUUUACUUGCAGUUCAUUAGCCUGUAUUCUGUAAUUUUGUAACUUUUUCGCUACAUAAGCAUGUGUGCUAGUAGGGUAUAAGUUGUUUUUACUGAGUACCGUACAGGAGAAAUAUGGGUGAUAUAUAUUUUGCAUUUACAAUAUGCUAGCAAAAACCUAAAGUGAAAUACACUAUUGGAUUUAAGAUGUUUGUGCAUGAUAGUGUGUAAAGUGUAUACUAAAACAAUAAUGUAUAUACUGCAUGUUUAUUUGUGCAUGUAUGUUUGUGUAUAUGCGUGCGUGUAUGCAUGCAUGUAUGUAUGUGAGUGCAUGUGUUGAUGUGUGCAUGUAUGCGUGUAUGUAUGUAUGCAUUCCUUAUCUACACAUGUAUCUGUUCUGAUUGCAAAAUGUGAUGAAAUGUUUGAUGAUUCCCUUCGAAAUGUUUUAUAUACCGAUACAAUUUAGGGAUCUAGAGUGAAACAUACUGAAGUAUACGUUUUUACAUAAACUAUAUGUAUGUGUUAUGUUUAUGUAUGCAUGUAUGACUGUUUGUAUACAUGCUAUGUGCGUAUAUUUGUGCAUGUAUGUUUGCUAUGUAAAUGCAUGUUUGUAUCCUAUGUAAAUGUAUCGAUGUAUAUAUCUGUGUAUGGAUGUUUGUAUACAUGCUUUGUGCGUAUAUAUGUACAUGUAUGUUUGCUAUUUAAAUGUAUUGAUGUAUGUAUCUGUGUAUGCGUGUUUGUAUUACAUCUUGUAACAUGUACCCAUGUUUGUAUGUGUUUGUCUUAAGAAAGAAAAUAUAGUAUAGUGUAUUGAUUUUAUUUUAUUUUACUCGCAAUACAUGAUCCUGUAUUCUAUCUAUUUGUAUGUUUCUUUCUUUUGCUAAAUAAGCAUGUGUACUAAUAUGGUAUUAGUAUUAGUAUAUUUUACUGAUUAUCUUACAGGUGAAACCUUAUUAAGAAAUAUUUUGCGUCUGUGAUAAUUUUCCUGUAUACUUGUAGAGGACAAUUUUAUAUUUAAUAUGUAAUAAGACAGAUAAGAUAUCUUAGUUACGUUGUUUGCAUGUGCUAGCUAACUGUGAUAAUAGUAUAUGCGUAAGGUGUACUUCGUAUUAUAUCCAUAUGUUUUAACUCAUCCAUUUUACGAAUAAGAGACCAUUGUGAAAUAUUUGCUUUGAUCCUAAAUGAAGUUUAUUAUUCCUGUUAUAAUUACCAUCGUUGUUUUAUAGAUCACUCUGCAGGCUAUGUUUCUCUGUUGCUUAUCAAGCUUCAGUAAAAUGUGGAAUUCAUUAAACAAUUAUUAAUUAAUUACUCGCAUUCGACGUAUAUUAUUUUCACAUUGCAUUAUGGUUGUACGAUUGUGAUUGUCAUCCCUCUCCUCUAGUGAACUACCAUUUAAUGAUUAUGAAUGGUGGUUUGCAUUAUUGUUAUGUAAUAACGUACGAUUUUAUAGUAUUUAUCACAAUACCAAUUUAUUGUUAUGUGACAAAGUAAAUAAGUUUGAAAUAAGGUUAUCAUGAAAACAUGAGCUGAUAAUUGAUUAAAUUGAUCGGGCCAUUUUGAUGUCAUUGUUAGUAUUUAUUGUUAUUCUCUCUUAUAUUUAUGGCAUUGUGA
Mizuhopecten yessoensis (Yesso scallop) is the source of this 4992-nucleotide messenger RNA. RefSeq lists its product as uncharacterized. NCBI's taxonomy places the organism in Eukaryota, Metazoa, Mollusca, Bivalvia, Pectinida, Pectinidae. The record is from RefSeq and is a predicted model, not a curated record. The transcript is spliced from 6 exons. Bases 346 to 1707 code for a protein of 453 amino acids.